Molecule: messenger RNA, 1882 nt
Organism: Cuscuta campestris
Lineage: Eukaryota; Viridiplantae; Streptophyta; Magnoliopsida; Solanales; Convolvulaceae
Source: the annotation of a GenBank genome assembly
AAUCAAACACUCCUAUAACUAGUUACUUCUCGUCAGAUCUCUAACAUCGUCCUCGCCGCCUGUUUCACACUUUCACCAUAUACUCCACCAUCUGCAUGUGCCUGGAUGAAACUGGUAAGAAUUGCGAUUGACGGUACUUCAAACUUUUCCGACUUCUUCAGGUGAAUUCGGAUUUUUAUUUCGAUUUAUUUUCACAAUUACUAGGUUAUAGCGGAAAAUUCAUCCGGAAUUUCGUUUUAUGUUUUCUUAGGGUUUUACCGUUGUUGAAUGCGCGAUCGAAUAGUUACUAUGUUUCUUGUAUUUUGAUUGCAAUCCAAGCAAUCGAUUCUGUGAAAUAAAUCAUAAGGUUAACCCAAAUUUCCAUUUUCCAGAUAUAAAGUUUCAAGUCUGAAUCAAUUGAGUUGAUUUUAGGCGUAUUAUGUCUAAAAGCCAUUUUUUGUUGCGAUGCCAAAGUUGCAACUAAUAUUUUGUUUGAAAUGAAUCUACUUAUUGAAUAUCAUGCUUCUAUGCUCUCAGAUAUACUUUUGUUCAUUCUGGUUUUGGUGCAGGAUAAAGAAGCACUCACAGAUUUAGAAGAAUAUUUUCAUUUUUAAACUUUGCAGAGCUAUUAUUUUUUAGGUAAUAGACAUGGCAGCUUUGCUGAGAAUGAAAGGCGGCAAUGUUUACUCUAAAUAUAAACACAAUCUUACCUUGGUGCUUAAUGCAAAUGUGAAUGAGUCACUAUGCUGUGCUCAGCUCUUCAAACUGCGCUCAAUGUGUAGUUAUGUUAAAAUUGAUGAUGGCCACAAGAGUUCUCCCAUCAUAAGUAGCACUCAGUCAAAAAUUUCUCCUCCUGAACCUAUACCUAACAGGCCGUUGAGAGAUGACUCUGGAAGACCAUCCUAUGUUCCCCAGGAAAAAUCUCAAUCAAGGCCUUUUAUUAGUGUCGACUGGCCUGAAGGACAAAAUAAAAACCAGAUUCCGCAGGCUAGUGGGGGUGAAGAUUUUCUCCAGAGAUUUCAGCUUGAAUCUGACCAUAAAAAAACUGACCAGGGUCUUCCUCCCAAAGAAGAAAAGACUGACGCUUCUGCUGCCGAGGCGUCCCCUCCACCACUGCAAGACCCAGAUGAGUUAUUUAAGAAAAUGAAAGAAAAUGGCUUGAUUCCAAAUGCUGUAGCAAUGCUGGAUGGGUUGUGCAAGGAUGGGUUGGUCCAAGAGGCCUUGAAGCUCUUUGGAUAUAUGCGUGAAAAGGGUAGCCUUCCAGAAGUAGUGAUAUACACUGCUGUAAUUCAGGCUUUCUGCGAGGCUUAUAAACAUGAUGAGGCUGUGAGCGUCUUCCGUAAAAUGCAAAGCAAUGCCAUAGCUCCUAAUGCCUUCACUUUUAGCGUUCUGAUUCAGGGACUCUGUCAAGGGACGAGAUCAGAAGAAGCAUUUGGGAUCUGUCUUGAAAUGCUCGAGGGAGGACAUUCACCCAACUUAGCAACCUUCAUUGCUUUGGUUGAUGGGUUCUGUAAGGAGAAAGGGCUGGAAGAUGCCAAGAACAUGAUCCAGACCCUGAAGCAGAAGGGUUUUUAUCUUGAUGUGAAAUCUGUUCAGGAGUACCUGCGCAAGAAAGGACCAUCCAUGCCAUUGGUUUGGGAGGCAACCCUGGGCCAGAAACCUCCGACCAUGCCUAAUAUCUUUUAGUUAACUUCUUCUUGUACCUCACUUCCCAUGGUUUCUCUCACAUUUGUUUUCUUGGUUUACCAGUAUUGGGCUGUAAGCAACUCUAUAAAUCUUGUCUGCAGCCAUAAGGUGAAUUGAUGCUCAUAAAAGUGCUAUUUAUGUUAGAGACUAAACUUUGCGUAAAUUCAGGAGUAUGUUUUGUAGUGUACUCUAUUUGAUAGGGGCUUAUAGCUGAUUU